Molecule: messenger RNA, 774 nt
Organism: Didymodactylos carnosus
Lineage: Eukaryota; Metazoa; Rotifera; Eurotatoria; Philodinida; Philodinidae
Source: the annotation of a GenBank genome assembly
UUGAGGUAUGCACAUUGUUUUAGAUAUUUCUCCCCUCAUGCGCAUACUUCAAGCAACUCAAGCGCAUGAGACAAGAAAGUCAAGCACAUACCUCAAGCGUUUUGCAUGAGUAAGAAAUUCAUGUGCAUGGAGACAAAUCUUGAGGUAUGUGCUUGCCCAUGUGCUUGAGAAAAAAAGCUUCACUAGGGAUCAGAUAAAAGUGGUAAAACAUAUGAACAAAUAUUGAAAACAAUUAUUGAACAAGAAAAUAAAUAUAAUAUUGUUGUUGAACCAAAACGUGCUGUAUCCGAUUUCGAACAAGCAACAUUUAAUGCAGUGAGUAAUAUAUUUCCAAAUUGUAAAAUUUCUGGUUGUUUCUUCCACUAUUCGCAAAGCUUGUGGAGACGUAUACAGACAGGUGGCUUAAUAUCAUAUUUAAAAGUUAGUGAUUCGAAAUGUACAGAAAGUUCAAUUAAUUGGUUUCGUGGUGCACUUGGCUUAGCGCUGAUACCGUUACAUAUUGUUAGUGAAACAUGGGCUAAUAUUAUGUCAGAAUAUACACCAGAUGAUCCAGCAGCCACAACAUUCAAUGAUUAUAUAACAGAUACAUAUGUUGAUGAUGACGCUAUAUUUCCAUCGUUUAUUUGGAAUGUUCAUGAUUUAAUUAUUACUGAUCAGCCGCGAACAAAUAAUCAUGUCGAAGGUUUUCAUAAUCGAUUAAAACAGCAUUUUAGUGUCCAUCCACAUAUUUAUGAGUUUAUCGAAGCAUUAAAAGAAGAAAAUGAAUAUAAUUGA